Molecule: messenger RNA, 6270 nt
Organism: Urocitellus parryii (Arctic ground squirrel)
Lineage: Eukaryota; Metazoa; Chordata; Mammalia; Rodentia; Sciuridae
Source: RefSeq, a predicted model, not a curated record
AUGGAUUCUACAUCUCUGUUCCCGACAUUUUUAGAUGUGGAUCUGACAGUAUCACAUAUUGAAUGUCUUCCCAAGAAUAUUCUGGUGAAAUUUCAAGGCAGAAAUAAUAGUGAAUGUGAGUUUGACUACCACAUAUUGCAGAGGGAAAUACAACAUAUUCCAAAAGUAAAAAAUAAUGUAAACAUUGAUGAACUUUGUUUGGUAGAAGAAAGAGCAACUGGAGAAUGGCAGAGAGGAAGAGUUGUAGACAAGAAAAACGAACUGUACACGGUACUCCUCAUAGAUCGUGGAGAAGAGCUAAGAGUUGAUAGUAUGCAUGUUGCUUCAGCCUGUGAUAAUUUAUUUGAUCUACCACCACGCGUAGUUUUUGGAAUUUUUGCCAAUAUACUUCCACUUGGGGAAAAAUGGUCUCCUAAGGCUUUGAAUUAUUUCAAGUCAUUAGUAGGAAUACAACUGAAAGGUUAUGUGCAAGCUAUUUUGCCUUUGCAAAUGAUUCUUCUUGAAGUGCCAAAAGUUAUAUCCCAGGCUCUUGAAUUACAAUUAGGGAGAUUUAUUGAUGGAGAUUCAUUUCGUCUUAUUGUGGAAAUGUUAAAAGAAUUCCCUCAACAAAUGCCAGAUUUAUUACAACAUAAAGAAUCUGAAUUACCAUUAAGUAAUAAUGAUACUUUACUUGAUGUUCAACAUAUUCUGGAUAAUUUGCAGCCAUCUUUGUCAGUAGGAAGUUUUGAAAGUGUAAAGGUAUCAUCAGCAUUGAGCCCAAGUAAGUUUUAUUGUCAAUUAAUUAAAUGGAUUCCAGAGCUAGAAAACCUGACAGUAUGUAUGACUUUGCAUUAUGAUAUUAUCAGUCAAGAAACUAGCCCCACUUGUGAUAAUUUUGGACUACUUUGUGUUGCCAAAAGGAGAAAUGGACAGUGGCAUAGAGGAAUUCUUCAACAACUCUUGCCCAAUAAUCAAGUAAAAAUUUGGUUUAUGGAUUACGGCAGUAGUGAGGCUAUACCCUCAAUUCACGUAAAGAAGCUGAAACAGGAUUUUAUUUUAGUACCAUUAUUUUCAUUUCCAUGUUCUCUGACAUAUUUACACAGUCCAGAUAGAGAUGCGAGAAAACUUCAACUGAGUGUAUUUAAACAAGCUUUAUUAGGACAAAUAGUAUAUGCACACAUUGAUUGCUUCAAUAAGGAUGAGCAUUUGUAUUAUGUAACAUUACAAGCUCAAGAGUCUACAAUUAAUUCUAAAUGUCUCCUGAAGACUGUAGACACACAAGUAUUUUGUCCAGUGUCUGAUCCAAAAAUCUCUAAUACUUUGAGUGAGACAAGUACUUCUGAUGUAAACAGCUUUGCAACUGAAGGUUUUMUUGGAAAUACUGAACAGUCAGUACACUGUCUAAAUAAAAGAGACAUUUUAAAAGUAGGUUUUCCUAUUAAAACUGUAGAAAUGGAGGUGGAGGCUGCCUAUGUAGCUUUUGUAGCAUAUGUAUUAAACCCAUCAAAUUUUUGGGUGCGUACCAAUGCCCAUCAGAAUGAAUUUCAAGAUAUAAUGAAAAAUAUAAACAAAUUUUAUGAUUUGUGUGAAAACGAUGAACUAAUUCUAAGAAAUCCUGAACCUGGAUUAUUUUGUUGUGCUAGAUACAGCAAGGACAGAUGUUUUUACAGAGCUGUCAUAACUGAAAUUAAUGGUUAUGAGAUUAAUGUUUAUUUUUUGGAUUAUGGAAAUACUGAUUCCAUACCAUUUUUUGAUGUAAAAAUUUUGCUUCCAGAAUUUUGUGAGUUGCCUGCCUUAGCCAUGUGCUGUUCACUUGCACAUAUAUUUCCUGUUGAAGAUUUAUGGGUAAAGGCAGCAAUUGAUUAUUUUAAAAAAAUUGUUUUGAACAAAGAAAUUUUGCUUCAAGUUAUAGCAAAAAAAGAUGACAAGUACACUGUAAAUAUUCAGAGUAUCGAAGCCUCAGAAAAUAUUGAUGUUGUCUCUCUUAUGUUACAAGCUGGAUAUGCAGAAUAUUGGGAAGUAGAACCCGAAUGUUUUCCAAAAUCUGAAAGUGAAUAUUCUGUUUUAAAUUUAAAAUCCAAUAACAAAGUUAAUAUUCAGAAAGUUGUGUCUGCCCUUCUUGAAGGACCUAAGUCUAAAAAGCAGCAAUCAAAUAAGCUGGAAGAAAAUUGCUCACCUUUGUCUGAGUCACCAACUGUUAAUUUCUCAGAUUUUAAAAAUUUUUUCACCUUGUCUGUGGCACCUAGGUCAUCAUGGACAUAUAAGGAAUAUAUGUUUAAACCAGGAACAGUUCUUGAAGUUAAAUGCUCUUAUUAUUAUGGCCCAGGUGAUUUUUCAUGCCAACUACAAUGUAAGUUAGAAGACCUAAAAUUACUGAUGGAAGAAAUACAGAAUUAUUAUAGCAUUCAUUCUGAUCCUUAUCAGAUUGGUCAGAUUGCUUGUGUUGCUAAGUAUUCCAAAGAUAGRAAGUGGUAUAGAGCUGCUGUUUUGACACAUGUAUCAAAAAAAGAAGUUGAUGUAAUAUUUGUUGACUAUGGUUACCAAGAAAGAGUUUUAAUUAAAGAUCUUUGUGCAAUUAAUCCAAAUUUUCUUUUUUUAGAAGGUCAGGCCUUCAGAUGUUGUCUUAACUGUUUAGUUGAACCCAUUAGUUGUAAAUUAUUUAGUUGGACAAGAGAAACAUCCAGAGACUUUGGAAAUUUUAUUACUUCAUCUAAAGGAUUAUUGACUUGUAUUAUCUAUGCUUUAGUUCUUAAACAUCCAAACUGUUUAUGUAAUUUAGUGGAUUUAAGAUCCUCAUUUACUAGUGCAAAAGAAUUUAUUAAUUGUGGCUCUGCACAAUAUAGCAUGUUAUCAAAGCCACUUUCAUCCUCAGUUAGUCUUUACAGUUUCUAUUAUUCUUCCUUUAACAUAAAAAUUGGAAGUGAAGAAGAAGUGUAUAUAUCUCAUAUAUACAGUCCCCAAAAGUUUUAUUGCCAGCUUAGUAGAAAUGAUAAAGAUCUGGAGAUGCUAGAAACAAAAAUCACAGAGAUGAUUAGCCUCAAAAAUUGUCCAAAAUAUGAUUCUAAUAAAAUGAGGUUGUGCAUAUGUAAAUAUGUGGAAGAUGGUCUCUCAUAUAGAGCUUUAGCAAAGCGAACAGAUUCAUCAUCUGACUUUCUAGUUUAUUUUGUGGAUUUUGGAAAUAAGCAGUUAGUAGAAGAAAACAUGUUGAGGGCCAUUUCAAGUCAGUUUCCAGAGUUGCUAUUUAUACCUAUGCAAGCUAUUAAGUGUUUUUUAUCAGAUCUUAGAGACAUAGAUAUUCCAGCAGAAAUCAAUAGCUGGUUUGAAAACAAUUUCUUGGGAAAACCACUGAAGGCAGUAAUAUUGUCCAGGGAGUCAGAUGGCCAGCUUGGUAUAGAAUUAUAUGAUGGGUAUCAACAUAUAAAUCAGAAAAUUAAAAUGUUGCUUCAUGCUUAUGGAAAAAAACAUUCUGACCAAGCACAGCAUGGGGAAAAGACUCAUAAAUUAAGUGAGAAUAAGAGGCUUGCUGCUUCUCUGAAAAGCAAAAUAGAAAAAAACUAUCACCAUAAUGUGAAAAGUAAAAGUAGUCUAGUAACAUAUUCUGAAAACAAAACAGAUAAAUUAGUGCAUCCUAAAAGUAUAUAUGCCAGGCUUUUGAAACCAUCAGUUUGUUACAAAAUUGAACCUGUGUCUAAAAACAAAGUAAAGAAGUCAUUGAAUGAUGGACUUAAAAAUAAAAGUGUAAAAAUUGUCCCUGGGUGUGCACAUAUUCUUGAUGAAAGUGAUGUGGGCCAAAAAUCGGUAAAGGUUGUAUCUCAGUCAUUUAUUGGUGGGUUAACUCAAACAGCCUCACAAAACCCACAUAACCUUAUUAGACCACAGACCAAAGACCUUCCUCAACCCCAAAUUUACUUGAAUGCUCAAGUAAAAGGGUAUGUAUCUAAUAUCAGUAAUCCAGCAAGUUUUCAUAUUCAGCUUGCGGAGAGUGAAAAUAUAAUCAUUAGACUUGCAGAUGCUCUAAAUGAAAGAAAAGAAAACAGAGUGAAAAAGCAAAAUUCAGUUAAACUGCUGGUGGGAGAUCUUGUCGUUGCAGAGUACUCUGGUGACAGUGCCAUUUACAGAGCAGUAAUUAAGAAAAUUUUGCCAGAUAAUUCUUUUGAAGUAGAAUUUAUAGAUUAUGGCAAUACUGCAAUAGUAAGCGCAUCUAAAAUUUAUGAACUUGAGAAGGAAUUCUUAGCUAUCCCUCCACUAGGAAUCCAUUCUUUUCUUAGUGGAGUAAAAUGGAAUGAGCCCAAUGAGAUAUGGGACAGCAAAACUGUGGAUUAUUUUGUUUCAAGAGUAAAUAACAAAACAGUUUCUUGUGAAUUUUUGAAAAAGCAUGACCAGAAAUGGGAAGUGAAUAUAAUCUGUGAUGACAAAUGUGUCAUUAAUGAACUACUGAAAUGGACAGCAUGUUCAAAACUACAGAAGACAGUAUUGCAAAUGCCUCCUGUUGUCUCUCAGAAGGUGAGUCUUGGUGUUGAUGAUGAAUUGAAAAAAGGAAGAUCAAGUGAAUCUGAAAGUUCUGUGAGCCUUCAGCCUUCCUACCAGGAGCUGGUGAAAAUUCCUUUUGAGGAGUUAAAACCCGGUCAGCUUGAAAAAGCUGAAAUACUUUAUGUUUCAAAGAGUGGAAGAUUUUAUGUGAAGUUGUCCAAAAAUAAAAAAAUCUUAUCAGAUUUAACAUUAUUAAUUGCUAAAGAAGAACAAAACCCUUCUUUCUUAUCAAUGGAAAAUGUUGAAAAAGGUUUAGAAUGCCUGGCAAAAUCUAAAAAAACUUUAAAGUGGUACCGAUCAAAAGUAGAAAAAAAGUGUAUUGAUGGGAAAGUGCUUGUUUUUUUAGUAGAUCAUGGUAGAUGUGAAGUAGUGCCUUUAAAUAAUACCAAGGGGCUUAGUGGUGAAAUCAGAAAUAUUCCACAACAAGCUGUGCCUUGUAAAUGGAUUUGGUUUGAAAAUUCUAGGAACAAACCAUUUGAGUCCAUUGUGUGUUUAUUUGCUCAUUUGGAAAUAAAUGUUCUCUUCCUGAAAUAUUUAGACUCUGCUUGGGAAGUAGAAAUUUUGGUAGAUGGCAUGUUACUUUUGGAAUAUUUAAAUUUCAAUAUGGAUCAGGUUGAAGAAAACAAACUUCAAUCUUCAGGAAUAAUUUUCAACAUGGAAUCUCAGACUCUUAUGUCAUCAUGUGCAAUAAGAUCCUUUACUUGGGCACAACUCCAAAAUGGUCGGCAGUAUUCUGGUAUUGCCACUGCUGUUUCUGAUCCUUCAGACUUCUGUGUUCAGUUGGAGGAUUUCUUUGACACAAUGAAAUAUAUUUUUAUGUUGCUUUCUGAUCUACCUGAAACCUUACAAACAUUGCCUCAAGAGCUCAUAAUUCCUGGUUCUAGUUGUUUAUUCAAAUAUGAGUUGGAAGAUCAAUGGAAUAGAGUAGAAAUUUCGGAAGUCCAUGAUAGGUCUUUACAUCUUGUGUUCAUUGACUAUGGAUUUUCUCUUUAUAUAACUUAUUCAGACAUAAUAAAUCUUAAAGUUGUUCCUGAGGAACUUCUGAAUUUGCCAAGGCUGAGUUAUCCAUGUAUCUUACAUGGCAUCUUACCUAUUACAGGGAAACAUUGGAAUGAAGAAGUCAAAAGUUUUUUUCAAGAUUUUCUAAGCAAACCAGGCUUAGUUUUUCAGUUUAGGGAAUGUGAUUUUGAAACAAAACUGAAAGUAGAUGUCUUUCAUGAGAAAAACAGUUUGGCAGAUAUAUUAGUUGCAUCUGGUCUUGCAAUGUAUUCUAAGGAUUCAGCUCAUCUUGAUGCAAUUACGACUACUGGAUCUACUAAAAUCCAAUAUAAAUUACAGAAUAAGCCUUUUUGUGCAUUGUUAGAUCAAAAUUGUUUCAGAAAAGAACAUAUAAAUUGUAUGUGUGCUGAGAACCAAAAGCUGAAAAAGCAGAAACCUAUAAAAAGGAAAGAUGUCUAUAAGAGCCUCUUAAGGAAAAUACAUAUUAGGAAAAAAUUGGCUUCUAGAAAUUUAACACUGAGAAAUAAAGUUGGUAGUGGAAAACAUAAUCCCCAAAGUACCACUAUGUUUGAUACAUGUGCAGCAACUUCAUUUUGGGAACUGCCUGAUUGUUUGAAAAAUAAUACCAACUGGAUUGAAAGUAUUUUUGAAAAACUACAAUCUGAAGAAGUACAAGAAAAUAACACAUUGGAUUUAAGGAUAGGAGUAAAAGCAUUGCAAGUUAAUGAAAAAAUUAUAUCAGAAAAUUUACAGGGUAAGUAG